GAUUAGCUUCUUAAGUGAUAUAGGUACGAAAAUGUUCUCUAAAACCGCUAAAUUGUUACCUAUUACCCGAAGAGUUAACUACACAAUCAUUGAGAAAUGUCAGAGAGGUUGCACCUCUUCUCUGUUCAUCACUGGUGAUAAAGCUCGUGAAUCAUGCGCAAUCCUUACACCUCAUGUUAACUUGGAUGUCAGAUUUGAAAAUUUGGAAUUGUUAAUUGAAAAUGUAAAAUUACGAGGAAUGAACAUUGACAUCCAUCAGGUAAAGACAAGCUGGCAUCAAUACGUUGCUCUAAAGGAUUACAUAUCUCAAUUGGACAAAGAAAAAACGGAAGCAGUGGCAAAAAUGAAGUCUGCCUAUUCUAACAACCCGAAGCUUUUCAAAACUUACGAAACUGAAAAAGACAAGGUCAGAGAAAAAAUGAGUGCAGCUUCCCAGGAAUUAUGGAACUUGGAAAGGACAGCUGUUAUUGGUGGUUUAUCACUCCCUAAUGUACUUAAUUUAGAAACACCGGUAGAUGGCGUUGAGAAAAUUGUUCACAGUUUUGGUUCAAAACCUGUAUCCAGUUCAGAUCAUCCAAGCCAUUUAGAGGUGGCAGAGAAGUUGGGGCUUCUUGAAUAUUAUGAUUCUUCAUACUACUUUUUGAAAGAUAAAGCAGCUCAAUUUGAGAUGGGCAUCAGCUAUUUGUUCAUGGACAAAUUCUGUGACACAGGUUUUGUUCACAUGUCAAAUUCUGAUUUUGGUCGAAGUAUCACUGUUGAAGGUGUUGGUUUGGAUCCACGUGAUGCGGAGUCUGUUUUUAUUCUAGAAAAAGAUUCUAAUGCCAAGGACCCUCUCUCUAGGUUACAUCUGGUUGGAGGCGCUUCUCUUGUUUCUUUUUGUGGCUAUCAUGCUAAAACAAUUACUCACGUUAAACAUUUGCCAUUGCGCUAUAUCACUAUGGGAAGGCAUUACAAUCCAGAAUCCAGUAAUGGAUUACCUGGUUUGUUUUCUACAUGGCAAAGCUCUGCUGUUGAAGCAUUCAUUGCGUCUGGUGACAGCAUUGGAGCGCAGGAAGAAUUUCAAUUGUGCUUGAAGAAAUUAAUUAGUCUGUAUGAAAACUUAGGUUAUCACUUUCGAGUAGAAUAUCUACCACCUAUGAAGCUUAGGCCUUGGGAGAGCUUGCGAGCCAGUGUGCAAAUGUUUUCCAUGUCUUUGCAGCAAUACAUAGAAAUAGGAAGUCUGAGUCUUUGUGAUGAUUUCAUUAGCCAACGUCUGUUGAUGUGUUGUGAAACUAAUUCAGAAAAACCAUUAGGGUUUACACAUGUUGUUUCAGGAACUUUUGUUUCUGUUCCUCGUCUUCUGGGCUGUGUAUUAGAAUAUGAUGGAGAAAAAUUUAGCUUGCCCCCAAAAGUUAUGGCUGCAAUGUAGUAUGGAUAUGAAUGUAUUCCCUGCAAAUUAUAUGGGACAAUUUUUUUAUUUUAUAAUUUCAUUUUCAAUUUUGCCUCUUUUUCUAAAAUAGAACAAAAGAACUUUUGUAUUCUGAAAGAAUACAUGAAUAGUGUAUAGUAAAUAAAUAAUGUGCAGUGAUAAUACUUAGCAAUAUGAAUAAUUCGUCUCCCUCUUAUACUAUUGGGAUUAUCUACUACAAGUUAUGAUUAAAUAAAAAUAUCUACACCAAUUGUUAUUGCUAUUUAAAUCUUUGGUUUAUUUCAAAUACUCUCAUGUUCUAAAUGUUGAAUUCUAAUUAUAUUGUGGAAACAUU
This is a messenger RNA of Thrips palmi, 1742 nucleotides long. It is a transcript of the gene Slimp, whose product is annotated as serine--tRNA synthetase-like protein Slimp. Gene Ontology annotation, cellular component: mitochondrion. Lineage: Eukaryota; Metazoa; Arthropoda; Insecta; Thysanoptera; Thripidae. The record is from RefSeq and is a predicted model, not a curated record. The transcript has a single exon. Gene Ontology annotation, molecular function: ATP binding; serine-tRNA ligase activity; tRNA binding. Gene Ontology annotation, biological process: seryl-tRNA aminoacylation. The coding region runs from base 32 to 1408 and encodes 458 amino acids.